CGGGGUACGGAAGCGGCCGGGGCUCAGUCGGGCAGCGGCGGCCGCGGCGAGCGGAGCUCCGGGCUCGCCAUGGCGGCGGGGGCGGUGGGGACUGUCCCAGCCGAGCCGCCGCCGCCGCUGGGCCGCCUGCCCGGAGGAUCCGGCACUGAGCGCGCCCUGGAAGAAGCAGAGGCCUCCGGGACCCUCAGCCUGGCCGGCCGGCGGCUGCGCGCCUUCCCGGCAGCGGCGGCGCGGCGCUGGGACCUCAGCGACACCACACAGGCCGACCUGUCCCGGAACCGUUUCGGGGAGGUGCCGGAGGCCGCCUGCCGCCUGCCCUCGCUGGAGGGGCUCAGCCUGUACCACAACUGCCUGCGCAGCGUCCCCCCGGCCAUCGCCAACCUGCAGGCCCUGGCGCACCUGGACCUCAGCCGCAACCAGCUGAGCUCGCUGCCCGCCUGCCUCUGCCUGCUGCCCCUGCGCGUCCUCAACGCCAGCAACAACCGCCUGGCCCGGCUGCCGCCCAACCUGGGCGCCCUGCGCACGCUGCGGCAGCUGGACGUGGGCUGCAACCGGCUGCGGGCGCUGCCGCCGGGGCUGGGGCAGCUGCGGGCGCUGCGGGACCUCAACGUGCGGCGGAACGAGCUGGCGGCGCUGCCCGAGGAGCUCUCGGAGCUGCCCCUGGUCCGCCUGGAUUUCUCCUGCAACCGGGUGGCGGCGAUCCCGCGCUGCUUCCGGCGGCUCCGGCACCUGCAGGUCCUGCUGGCCGACAACAACCCCCUGCAGUUCCCCCCCGCGCAGAUCUGCCUGAAGGGCAAAGUCCACAUCUUCAAGUACCUGGAAGCCGCUGCGCAUCCUCCCCCGGCAUGCCCCCCGGACGAGCCGUGUCCCCUCCGGCAGCGGGGCGGGCUGGACUCCGGCUUCCACAGCGUCGACAGCGGCAGCAAGCGCUGGUCGGGGAACGAGUCCAUGGACGAGGCCUCGGAGCCGUCCCGGCAGCACAAGGAGGCGCGCAGCGGGGCAGCCGGUGACAGUGACCCGGAGCAGCUGGAGGAGGAGCCCUCACCUGAGGAGCAGCAGAGCCGGAGCCCGAGAGGUGACACCCCUGAGGGGAUCAGGGGGGUCCCCACUUGCCGGCGGCGCCCCAAGAACCUGGAGGUGUGGAUGGAGAGAGAGAGGGAGAGGAGCAGGGACAGGACCCUCCCCCAGAGACCCCCCCCAGACGCCGACGCCGCCGGACCCCGAGGGAGCCCCCGGCGCCCCGCACCCCCCCCAAAACACAGCGCCUGCCUCAGCCCCUGCUGCUCCUCUUCCCGCAGUGCCCCCAAGCCAGCCGCCCCGGACCCCCAGCAGCGGGAGCUGAUGGCUGAGAUGCGCCAGAGCCUCGAGGCGCUGCUGCAGCUGCAGCUCCCGGACGAGCUGGGGGACGCGGAGCUGCUGGGCCGCGUGGCCGCCCGCCUGCGCCCCUGGGCCAGCCCCCCCAGGACCCGCCGGGCGCCGCCGUCGCCGCCCCGCCGCUGCUCGGGGCUCCUCCAGGUACCCCCCCACGCCCCCAGCGCCCCCCCCCCCGGGCUGCUCUUCGCCCUCUUCUACGGCCUCCUCAUGGCGCUGCUCGUCGCCGCCCACCACGCGCUCUUCGGCUGCUGAGGGACCCCCAGACCCCGGGGAGCCCCCCCAAACCCCGGGGAGCCCCCCCGGGGCGGGGAGAGGGGUCCCACCUCUGCACCUUUCCUCCCCCCCCCCUUCUUUUCUUGUGCCUUAACGCU
This is a messenger RNA of Prinia subflava (tawny-flanked prinia), 1745 nucleotides long. RefSeq names its product leucine rich repeats and calponin homology domain containing 4 (gene LRCH4). The record is from RefSeq and is a predicted model, not a curated record. Gene Ontology annotation, molecular function: protein binding. NCBI's taxonomy places the organism in Eukaryota, Metazoa, Chordata, Aves, Passeriformes, Cisticolidae.